GGGGUGAGGGAGGCUUGCGGGGUGCUUAGCACUGUAAACCAAAAAUAAAAUUUGAAGGCCCGCCCUCAACCGUCUGAAUGGACUUCCUCCUCUAGUCCAGGGUCCUCCAAAUUUAACCUAAAAGACUGGCUUAGGCCAUGAUGGGAAGGGGAGGUCAGACAUGCCUCAUUAUGCCCUUCUUUCUUUUAGAAUCCAGGAAAAGCUACACAGCAUUUAGUAUCAACACAUACCUUGAGUCUGAUAAGAAACACUUACAACUUACUUUCUCUGAAGCCUGCUAACUGGAGGCUUCAUCUGCAUGAUAAAACUUCGGUCUCCACGAGUUCUUAUGGUAACCUACACAUUCCUUUAAAUCAAUUACCAAUCAGAAAAAAACUUAAAUUUACCUACAACUUGGGAGCCCAUCUUGCCCCACACCCGCUCUGCUUUGAGUUGUCCCACCUUUCUGGAUUAAGCUAAUGUUUAUCUUAAAUGUAUUUGAUUGAUGUCUCAUGUCUCCCUAAAAUGUAUAAAACCAAGCUGUGCACCAACCACCUUAGGCACGUGUUCUCAGGAUCUCCUGAGGGCUGUGUCACGGGCCAUGGUCACUCAUAUUUGGCACAGAAUACAUCUCUUCAACAUUUUACGGAGUCUUUUUUUUUUUUGUCAGUACCACAGACAACCACCUGACUCGAGGACCUUACCUAUUUCUCAUUCAGCCAAUGCUGGAGCAGGUUAUUAACGUCCUUGAAAGCAAGUCUUAUACAGAGAAAACUUAUUUUGAUACAUUAAUGAAUCUGAUCAGAAUGGACCAGAUUGGGAGGAUAGAUAAAUGGUUGCAAUUGUGCUCCCUGGAAUAGCUUUGGAGUUUACCUAGAUCUUCUGUCUCUUUGGGACAGAGCUGCUUGUGUUUAUAUAGCAUCUUACACAGGAUUGAGACAACUUCAAUUUCCUGUAUCAAAAAUUCGGGGGAGGGCGGUGGUUUUGGAGGUUAUGGGGUUGUUCAAACCUCCCAAGUGACAUCUGCUGUGAUUGCAUGUCUUCCUACUUUUUCCACUGGGAUGCACCUCUGGUAGCUGAACUAUAACGAGAAGGUAAAAGCUGUGUCCAAUACCUAUUAAGCUGCCUUCUUCUCAACAGCUGGGUGGGGGCGGGGGAGUCUUUUCAACAAUUUUACAUAUUCGGAAAUAGGCCUAAAGUGAAGAAGGGGAUUUUCAAAUUGGUGUGUUGGAAAAGGGGCUGGGCUUUUCGGUUUGAAAUCUGGUGCUGUCACUUACUGGUUUUGUGCCCUGGGAAUAUUUAUUUCAGUUUUCAUGCCUCUGUUUUUCUAUAGGCAAAGUAGAAAAUUAGAAAAGGUCCUCAACGAGUUUGUACAGCUGCUCCCACUCCCUCAUCACCUCUUGUGGGCCUUUGGAAAUGUAUGUUGGAGGAGACAUUUUGGAUUGUUGCAAUGACUUGGGAGUGCCAUAGCACCUAGCAGGCAGAAGCCAGAAACACCAAACGUCUUAACAAUGCUUGAGGCAGUGCCACAAAUGAAGUCCUUCUCCAAAUGCAUUGAGCCCCAAGAAGAAUCGCUGAUUCUAAGGAACCUUCCAACUUUAACAAUUUUAGGACGUCCCUAAGCUGAGCUAGGAGGCACCGCGCACAGGCUGGAGGCACCGCGCACAGCCUGGAGGCACCACGCACAGGCCAGAGUCUCCCAAAUCCUGUCCCGCACUCUCUCCUACCUUAUUAAUGGCCAGCUCAUCUUUCAAGUUUCGACUUGAAUUUCACUUCUCAGCUAUACCUUCCCAGGUGCCCAUCCCAACGUUACUAUUAUAUUAUAAUUUGAUUCUCCCUCCACCCGUUCCCCCCGCCAACUCUGUAAACCCCAAGUAUAACACAGGACGUUGCUAUUUGUUGACUAACACAUAGUGUUUGGUGAGGUCACGCUGGCGCUGAAUACUUUUUGUAUAAACCGACGAACAGCUGAUGACUGCAUGAAUGCUCAACAAGGGGAAAGGGCGCCAAGCCCAGGCUCCGGCGUCAUCCGACGUAACUUCCGCCCUUCAACGCUCUUGCGGACGCCCCCUUCUCCCGGUCCGUGUUUGUUUCCGGCAUUUCAAUAAAGCUCGAUUCGGCUCGAAGAAGACCCCGUUCUUCCGGGAAAAUGGCGACUCCCGCUCGUGCCCCGGAGUCACCGCCGUCCGCGGAUCCGGCGCUAGUAGCGGGGCCUGCCGAGGAAGCCGAGUGCCCGCCGCCGCGCCAGCCUCAGCCCGCGCAGAAUGUGCUCGCUGCCCCGCGGCUUCGAGCCCCAAGUUCCCGAGGACUUGGAGCGGCGGAGUUUGGUGGAGCUGCGGGAAAUGUUGAAGCGCCAGGAGAGACUUUUGCGCAACGAAAAAUUCAUUUGCAAAUUGCCCGACAAAGGUAAAAAGAUCUUUGACUCUUUUGCCAAACUGAAAGCUGCCAUUGCAGAAUGUGAAGAAGUUAGAAGAAAAAGUGAACUGUGUCACCCUGUUAGUUUAGACUGUAAGCUAAGGCAAAAAGCAAUUGCAGAAGUUGAUGUGGGUACAGAUAAGGCCCAGAAUUCUGACCCGAUACUUGAUACUUCAUCACUAGUUCCUGGGUGUUCCUCUGUAGAUAACAUCAAGUCAUCUCAAACCUCACAAAACCAGGGACUUGGACGUCCUACUCUAGAAGGUGAUGAAGAGACUUCAGAGGUUGAGUACUCAGUGAAUAAGGGCCCAGCUUCCAGCAACAGAGACAGGGUACCACCUUCAUCUGAAGCUAGUGAGUAUCACCUGCAGCAUCGUGUUUCAAGUCAAGCAGAAGAUACUUCCAGCAGCUUUGACAACCUGUUUAUUGACAGGUUACAGAGGAUCACCAUUGCAGACCAAGGUGAACAACAGUCGGAAAACGCAAGUACUAAGAACUUGACAGGCCUUUCUAGUGGGACUCAGAAGAAACCUCAUUACAUGGAAGUGCUAGAAAUGCGAGCGAAAAACCCAGUGCCCCAGCUGCAUAAAUUUAAAACCAAUGUGUUACCUUUUCGACAAAAUGAUUCAUCUAGUCAUUGUCAGAAGAGCAGGUCUCCUAUUUCCUCAGAAGAGCGGCGGCGCAGGGAUAAGCAGCAUCUUGAUGACAUCACAGCAGCUCGGCUUCUACCACUUCACCAUAUGCCCACGCAGCUGCUCUCCAUAGAAGAAUCCUUGGCACUUCAGAAACAGCAGAAACAGAAAUAUGAGGAGAUGCAAGCAAAGCUCGCAGCACAAAAAUUAGCUGAAAGACUGAAUAUUAAAAUGCGGAGUUAUAAUCCAGAAGGGGAGUCUUCAGGGAGAUACCGAGAAGUAAGGGAUGAAGAUGACGAUUGGUCCUCUGAUGAAUUCUGAAGAUAAUCUCCUAAAUCACUGACGUUGAGAUGUCAUCAUCUUACAUCAGACUUUCUAACUAGUAUCAAGAUCAGUGUCAGAUAUUGUUGAGGGAAUAAUUUUAUAAAGUUACACAAAGGUAGUUAUAAACAAAAAGCCCAGUUUGUCUUUCAGAAGAUGACUUUCAUGUGCUUGAAAAGUUUAAUAUUUGAAUAUUGUGUUUAACCACAUGGUAUUAAAAUUUUGCAAUAUAUUGUGUAUUGGUCUGGUAUUUUAGUAUAUAGUAGAACAUACUUUUUUUUCUUUAAGCCAAAUGAAAAGAGGUAACUUUGCUUUUUUCCUUAUUCUUACCUAUCAAAUAGCAUUUAUUACAUGUUUUUCAGUGAAAUACUUAGUUGUUCCAGGCACCUAAAAUCAAUUAGGAAGACAUAGUUCCCUUCUUUUUUGGGUAACGAAGGGAGCAGUCUAAAGAAUUGUAUGCAUGUUUGCAUGGGGUUAUUGAGACACUGGAUGUGAAAUAUCUAGGAAGACAUGCAUGGAGAAUGCUCAACAAAUGCUCUUCUUCUGUCUUCCCUUAGGAAGAAUGUUAUCUCUCUUCUGAUUAGGAAGGACUUCCGUUUUGAGUAGAUGCUGGAAGGUGGAGGUUUUUUUUGUUGGUUUGUUUGUUUGGUUUUGUGUUUUUUUUUGUUUUUUUUUUUUUGAGACGGAGUCUUGCCCUGUCGCCCAGGCUGGAGUGCAGUGGCACGAUCUUGGCUUACUGCAACCUAGGUGGAGGUCUUUUUAAAUAACCUCAUGUUACUUCAGGCAAAUCUGGUACAGGAGAAGCCCAAGCUAACUGAGCUGGGUGAAGGCUUAUGCAUCACCUGGCUUGAGUUCCUUGCUGUCACAGAUGAUAGGUUCAUGUAUAGAACAUUAACGUUUGGUAAGGAGAGCAUUUUUUUGUUGUUGUUACAAUUGAAUUGUCAGUACUUUACUUUUUUCCCCCCAAAGAGGCAUAUAUAGACUGCAGAAACUUCAGUCUCAUAUAUAAAUGUUCAUGUCAUUUUAGAGGAUUAUAUGGUUGUCUCCAGAGAAAUUAACUUACAUUAUCAAAAAAUUCUUUGUCUAAUAUAUUGGAGUAUUUAAAAGUGUUGAAGAAUAAAAUAUUAAUUAGAACAACUUCAAAUGCUAAGGUGAUGUUUUACCGGGACUUAAUUAAAUACAACUUUUUCCUUUUGAAAAAGACUGUUCACAUUUGCUUCCAGGUGUAGUUAUUGCUUUCAUUCCUUACCCCCCUCAAGCAAAUGUGAAAAGUAUACUGACCUAAGAUUCUCAUUAGUUUUAGUACUAAUAGUAAAUGACUUCACAGCGUAAAAUUUGAUGUUAUUUCUGGAAAGCUAGAUGAUACGGAAGAGUUCAUGUGCCUGGGCACACAGUUCCCUGUAAUCCUACCAUCUAGGGAGAUAACCUCUUAACAUUUUGAUGUUGUGUUUUUGCUUAUUUUUCUAUGCAUAGUUAAUACAUUUAUAUUCUCAAAAAUGAAAUCAUAAUGUACAUUGCUUUGUAGUCUGCUCUAUAUAUUGUCAACAUGUUCCCAUAUUAAAUAUUUUGCUUUUAGACAGCAUGGUAUAUGCUAAAGCAUGGGUAUACCAUAACUUUAAGAUUGAUUUCCUAUUCAGCAAUUUGAUUAUUUAUUAUAAUGUAAUCUGUAAAUAGUGAUAUGAUUAACAUCUUAAUCACAUCUAUACAAAAUGACUUAUUUCCAGAAGAUACCGCUGUAGAAAUGAAAUUGUUAGGUGAAAGUGUUUUUUGAGAAUCUUUAUAUAUAUCACUCACUGCAGAGAUCAUGUUCAUUUACAUUCCCAUUAGCAAUAUAUCCAGCACUCGGAAUUGAGAAUUACUACUUAAAAUCUUUGCAAAUUGAAUAAUUACAGAAAAGGGCUACAUUUAAAAUUUGUGUUUGUUUUUAUUACUUAGUGAAGGUUGUGUUGUUUUUCAUAUUCAUUGGCCAUGCUAUAUUCAUUCUUUUGAGAAUUGCUCAUUCGUAUUUUUUCUGUUACUUGCUUGGAGAAUUUGCUCUUUUUUUGGCUUAUAAGUUCUUAAGAAUGUCCGUCCUUUGUCAUAUGUUGUAACUUUUUUUUAGCCUUAUUUGUCAUUUAACAUAGUUUGUGAUAUUUCAGUGUAGACGUUGUUUUCUUUAGGAGUCUGCCUUUGUGUAUGUGCUUGAAACUAUUUUUGUAAUCCAAGAAUGGAUAAAUGUCCUUAUUUUCUUCUAGUAUUUUCUUAUUUCACUUUUACACCUGUCUUGAAAAGGAAUUUAAAUUUUGUUUAUAUACAUUAACUAAAUCAAUACAAGUUUGGGGUGAAAAGGAAAUUUUUAAUCCAUCUCAAAUGUAUUUGGGUGUAUUAAAUAAGGUAGGGAUUUGAUUUUAUUUCGAAGAGUUUAUCAAUUGGUUCAGUAUCUGAAACCACCAUUUCCCCUCUGAUUUGUAAUGCUAUUUUUAUAGAAUAUUAAAUUCUUAUGUGUCUUUUGUGUCUUAGGCCGAUUUCUGGGCCUUCUGGGUUUUUUCCACACUGUCAAUAAUUAUCGCUUUAAUUGGUGUUAAUAUUUGGUAGUACACAGGUUCUCCCUUGUUUUUUUAAAUUUUGUGAAAUAUAACUUACAAAUAAGUACUUAAAACAGAGUUUAAUGGGUAAAGCAACAGCUGUGUAAUCACAAACUAGAUGCAGAGGAGGUCUUGCCAGCACUCCAAAAUCUCUGUGUAUCCCCUCUUGACACUCACCGUUUCCCCCAGAGGUAACUAUCCUGACUUACGGAAUUCUCCCUCUGUCCUUUUAAGAAUUAUUUUACCAGUUAUGUGUAUAACAGUAUGGUUUAUGUUUUGCUCACUUUUGACUUACAUAAAAAUAGAAUAAUACUGUA
Messenger RNA from Pongo pygmaeus (Bornean orangutan), 6228 nucleotides. It is a transcript of the gene POLR2M, whose product is annotated as RNA polymerase II subunit M. The coding region runs from base 2244 to 3347 and encodes 367 amino acids. Gene Ontology annotation, biological process: maintenance of ER location; intracellular signal transduction; transcription elongation by RNA polymerase II. The transcript is spliced from 4 exons. The record is from RefSeq and is a predicted model, not a curated record. Gene Ontology annotation, cellular component: nuclear envelope; RNA polymerase II, holoenzyme; I band. NCBI's taxonomy places the organism in Eukaryota, Metazoa, Chordata, Mammalia, Primates, Hominidae. Gene Ontology annotation, molecular function: transcription elongation factor activity.